Messenger RNA from Anneissia japonica, 7612 nucleotides. Its product is annotated as ankyrin repeat domain-containing protein 17-like. Lineage: Eukaryota; Metazoa; Echinodermata; Crinoidea; Comatulida; Comatulidae. The transcript has 23 exons. Bases 10 to 6039 code for a protein of 2009 amino acids. The record is from RefSeq and is a predicted model, not a curated record. Gene Ontology annotation, molecular function: RNA binding; protein binding. Gene Ontology annotation, cellular component: cytoplasm. Gene Ontology annotation, biological process: innate immune response.
UUAUUAAAAAUGAACGCGGCUAUUGAAGAUCGUGGCCUAAAGGGUGACUGUACACCCCUUAUGGAGGCCGCAUCUGGGGGACAUGUUGACGUCGUGCGAUUGCUGAUCGAAUACGGAGCGCACGUCAACUCCAAAUCACAAACAGGGAAUACAGCUUUGAUGUAUGCAUGCAGCGGUGGGCAUGAAGAUGUAGUACAGGUGUUACUAGAGCACGGGGCCAACAUCGAGGACCAUAAUGAGAAUGGCCACACGCCCCUGAUGGAAGCAGCCAGUUGUGGCCACGUUGAAGUGGCUCGUCUGCUUCUGAUAAGGGGCGCUGGCAUCAAUACGCACUCAAACGAAUUCAAAGAAAGUGCAUUGACACUGGCCUGCUAUAAAGGGCAUCUUGAAAUGGUGAAGUUCCUAUUAGAAGCAGGCGCCGACCACGAACACAAGACAGAUGAGAUGCACACAGCAUUAAUGGAGGCUUCGAUGGACGGGCAUGUAGAGGUGGCACAGCUCUUACUGGAUCAUGGUGCACAGGUUAACAUGCCGGCAGAUAGCUUUGAAUCACCUCUCACCUUGGCAGCAUGUGGUGGUCAUGUUGACCUGGCUGCCCUACUCAUAGACAGGGGCGCAAAUAUAGAAGAGGUCAAUGAUGAAGGCUACACCCCACUGAUGGAAGCUGCCAGAGAGGGCCAUGAAGAAAUGGUUGCUCUAUUACUAGCCAAGGGUGCCAAUAUCAAUGCACAGACAGAAGAGACACAAGAGACAGCCUUGACGCUAGCAUGCUGCGGAGGCUUCCUAGAAGUGGCCAAGUUCCUGAUAGAAGUCGGUGCUGAUAUGGAGCUAGGCUGCUCAACACCACUGAUGGAGGCUUCGCAAGAAGGCCAUGUAGACCUCGUAAAAUACCUCCUAUAUCAAGGGGCUAACGUGCAUGCCACCACUGCCACAGGCGACACUGCCUUAACUUAUGCUUGUGAAAAUGGCCAUACUGAUGUUGCAGAUGUCUUGUUAGCAUUUGGGGCUAACUUGGAGCAUGAAUCUGAAGGCGGUAGAACACCACUAAUGAAAGCUUCCAGGGCGGGACAUCUAUGCACUGUACAAUUCCUCAUCAGUAGAGGAGCAAAUGUUAAUCGUGCAACCACCAAUAAUGACCACACUGUGCUAUCCCUCGCAUGUGCCGGAGGUCAUUUAUCUGUUGUAGAGUUACUAUUAGCUCACGGAGCAAAUCCAACGCAUAAACUCAAGGAUGGCUCAACCAGUUUGAUUGAGGCUGCAAAAGGAGGGCAUUCACAAGUAGUUGAUCUAUUGCUGGAAUACCCAGCCAAUAUGGUCCAGGCCAGUAUACCGAUGGAGGGUAGCAUCACACCCCCGAUAGAGCAGCAGGGAGAGAUCCCCAGGGUGCCAACUCAAGCCCUUCCAAUGGUUGUACCGCCACAAGAACCUGACAAGCAUCCACAAGAAGGAUCCCCUAUGGUAAUCCCAGCAGGUGCUUUAUCAGGAAUAGCUGGCCAAUCUUAUCCAGACCUCCCAAAUGCAAUAUACGACCCGUCCAAUCAGAACGAAACAAAUCCAGAAUCAUACGUAAAAUUCUUCAAUAAUGUUCCAUGUUCUUUUGACAAUGUCGCAAAAUGGCCAUCAGACUUCCCGAGCACAAAGUCUGCUAAACGUCAAAAAACUGCCGAGGAACAAAUCCUGGAGAAGCAGCAGAUAAUCGCAGAGCUCCAGAAGGUCGAACGUGAACUUCAGGAGCGUAUGGAAGCACAGAAAGCUCUGUCACAGAUCACAGCAUCCAAAGUUGCUGCCCAGUUCCGAGAGGUGGUACAGAAUCGAGCUUUUGCCGCUCAUAACGCAGCAACCUUGAUCAGGGAAGAGAUUAACGACAGAGCGGAAGCGGCAGCCGAAGCUAAUAAUAAUAAGUCAAGAAAAGGUCUGUGCGAUGGCGCUGAGGAUGAUAACGAACUAGAUGCAUCCGAUUCUCAGCUACUAAGAGCAUCAGAAAACAUUUAUCAAGAGCCGGUUGACUGCAGUUUAGAGGGAUCCGGCGAAGCGGUUGCCAUCCAAGGAGUCAUUAAUUCUAAGCAUCUUGAACCGGAUGAUGAACCAGAGCCGUUUCUAUUAACGGAUGAAAACGGUUACCAGCCUGAUCAACUGAUUGCAGCUCACCUAGCGCAAGCUAUUAUCACUCCAACACCACCACUGCCAGAUGUACAGACCCUAUUGGCCAGACCUGGCCCUAUCAAUGAGGUGGAACAAGGGCUCAUUGGGGAAGGUACUCAGACUCCUUGGGAUGACGUUCUGCCUGAGACUAGUGAUAAGAACAAGCUUUUAGCUGCUGUUGUAGACACUCUGCAAGAUGCUGUCAACGCUGUUUCAGAUGCUGAGUGUCAAGAGGAUAUCAAAAAACCAGUGACAGUAACCCACUCAGUAGGCACUCAGUGUGGCUACCCCACCAUCACCAGUGAUUUAGUUCCUCCAAUUGCACCGCCAACCCCUCAACCAAAGGUCAUCUCCAGUCCGGCCUCACCAGCUGACUACGGUAAUGUUCCACCCCCUGAACUCCACGCUCCGGUCGAGAUCGAUGCACGCACCGAAAGCAACCACGAUACAGCAUUGACUAUAGCAUGUGCUAGCGGCCAUGACGAGGUCAUUAAGUUACUGCUAGAGAAAGGGUCAAACUUGGAGCAUAGGGAUAAGAAAGGUUUCACGCCAUUAAUACUCGGGGCAACAGCGGGCCACACCCGGUCUGUCGAACUCCUCCUUGAUCACGGUGCUGAGAUUGAAGCGCAAUCGGAACGGACCAAAGACACCCCUCUAUCAUUGGCAUGCUCUGGUGGAAGAUACGAUGUUGUGGAUCUGUUGUUAUCCCGUGGUGCUAACAAAGAGCAUCGAAAUGUCUCCGACUAUACUCCUCUCAGCCUAGCUGCAUCAGGUGGCUAUGUGAAAAUAAUUAAACUUCUUCUACGACAUGGGGCUGAGAUUAAUUCAAGAACCGGAAGUAAACUGGGUAUAUCACCAUUGAUGCUAGCAGCUAUGAACGGCCAUACAGCCGCCGUAGAGCUGUUGCUAGACAUGGGAAGUGAUAUCAAUGCGCAGAUUGAAACUAAUCGCAAUACGGCGCUUACUCUAGCCUGCUUCCAAGGCCGUACGGAGGUGGUUAGUCUGCUUGUGGAUCGCAAGGCCAACGUGGAACACAGGGCUAAGACUGGCCUGACGCCUUUAAUGGAAGCUGCCUCUGGUGGGUAUGCCGACGUUGGCAGGGUUCUCAUUGAGAAAGGCGCCGACGUGAAUGCUGCACCGGUUCCAUCGUCAAGAGAUACAGCGUUGACCAUUGCAGCCGACAAAGGACAUUACCGCUUUGUCGAGCUACUCCUACAAUAUGGCGCCCUCGUGGAUGCGAAAAACAAGAAAGGCAAUUCACCACUUUGGCUUUCAUGCAAUGGUGGACAUUUGGAGGUGGUGCAACUCCUGGUAAAUGCCAAAGCUGAUAUUGAUAGUCAAGAUAAUCGCAAAGUGUCCUGUUUGAUGGCAGCUUUUCGCAAGGUUAGCACAAUCCACUCUUUGUUAAUUCAAGCUCUACAAGUGUCUGUGCUUUUUGAGUACAUUAUUUUGAUUUCUCAUCAUUUUAUUAUUUUAGUUGAAGAAACAGUCCCAAUAGAACCUCCUAGUGCAACCACCACCACGACCAUUGGUAAAGUCAGAACCACGGAUACCAUAGCCGCCCAGCCGAGCAACCGAAAGGAGAAAGCUAUCACCAAAACAACUUCUGUCACUCGAGUAAUGACGGCGACAGUAGACGCAAGCACCAAAGAGAGUGAGAAAAACGAAAAGAAUAAAGUGAAAAGUUCCAAGAAAGAAAUGCACUAUAAGGCAACCACGGAGCAUAGUAAAAAUGACAGGGGAAGGAGAAAAAGGCCAUCGAAAGAUAUGAAAGCAAGCAGUAAUAGGCAUAUGGAAAAACCUAUGGUGUCCGAGGAUUACAAUGGUUUAACGCCGAUCUCAUUGACUAAGAAUGCACGCAUGGGAGAAAAUAAUUUAGUGUCAUCUAUGGGAAGCAAAUCAGCGCCGUCUUUAAUCUUGAGUCCUAAGAGAGGACAACGGAGGGAUGACGGCUGGAUGGAAGUUGUACGGAGAUCAAAGAAAGUUGCUGUUCCAGCUUCAGCUAUAAGCCGUGUGAUUGGCAGAGGCGGAUGUAAUAUCAACGCUAUUCGUGAAGUUACUGGCGCACAUAUUGAUGUUGACAAGCAGAAUAAAGGAGGUGAACGCACUAUUAAUAUCAAGGGCUCAGCAGAUUCCACCCGACAUGCCCACCAGUUGAUCAACGCCCUUAUAAAAGAUCCUAACAAGGAGUUGGACGAGAUCAUACCAAAAUUUAAAAAGGCUCAUUUAUCCCACAAUACCUCAGUAAUCACCGCUACUAUCACAUCCUCCGUGGCUCGCAGCAACUCCAGCACGUAUUCCUCUACCACUCAACGUGUGUCAACCUCGGUAACUCCAAGUUCACAGUUCAAAAGUGGCAGUGUAAGAAACAACAUGUCAUCUGUAAAAAUGACAGUUUCCACAUCGUCCCACUCGGUGAUUAAUUCUAUUUCCCAUUCGAAUACAAGUCAGAGCCGAGUGACACCGUUGCAUGGGAUGGAUUUGCCAAACUCUUCAGGAAUCAGGCCGAAGAUGCAUUCCCAAAAUCCAUUUCCUGUUGGUUAUCCUCCAGGCCCAUCCAUGCUUCAGCGACAUCCAACAUCAGCUUCAAUGGUGAGGCCUCCGGUGCCGGGGAUCACUCCACCUUUCCCGCCAGUCCGACAUAGCUCUGCAAUACGCCAGCUUUUCCCAUUAGAGACCAAGCACAUGCCUAAUGCUGGGGAUAACCCGAGCACGGGCAUCCCUAUAAGGCAUCCUGGCAUGCAGGCACUUGGGAUGCAAACACCUGUGAACUUCUCCAGUAGAAUGUCGGAAGCACCUGUCAGAAACCCUCAUGCUGCCGCCAGUCAUGCACCACCAUCGCAUCAUGUUGGGAACCAUUCGUUGAUACAACCAACUGUUGGUGCUCCUAAUCAGCACUUCACGGAGCAGGUUAUAGGCCGCCCUACUUCUGUUUCUAUUCAAGGAAGUUCAACUCCGACUGCUGCCACAGUAACCACCACUGCUCCAAGAACUUACAACCUCUUUUCACCCGAUAUGUUCAGGGUAGGUCCUAUUGGCCAGCCAGCUCAACCUAAACAAGGCACACCUCUUUCACUAACUGAAACACUGAUCCCCACGGAUGCUGUAGAAAAAGCGAAAGCUCCAGGCUUUAAUCGUAGUGUCAGUGUUCCUAUAUCAUCCAGUCUUCGUAAUUCAGUUAUACCAGGUUCAAUAAUUAGUAAUCCAGCCUCCAGAGUCAGCAUGCCUGUUUCAGCCGCCUUCCGCCAACAGCCAAACAGCUUCCCUGUGGCUCCAACACCGACUUCCCAACCGUUUCCACAAUCGUACACCGGACCAUCUCAAACCAGCCCUUGCAGUCCGAGAGAUCUUCAGGAAAGGUCGCAACUGAAUGUCAAUGCGCAGCCUUUUGUGCCCGUGAAAAUAACACCAUCCAUGCAGUCGCCAACACACAGCGGUACGUCACAGGACGGGUCACCGGGAGCUUCUCCACGUUCGAGUACGGAGUCAUCCAGCCCAGUUCUAUCCGAUACGAGCGGGUUAUCCAUUCAGGAUAUAAAGCUCCGUCCAAUAGGUACAGAACGAAGUCAACAUCAGCAGCGCCGAACACCAACUGGUUUUCCCACACUGCCGCCAGCAGAACAUGGCAAUGCAACUUGCCAGUCAGUAAACAACAUUUGGUCUUACAAACCUGGGGAUGGUAGUAAAAGUUGGCUGCAGACGGCCCCAUCACCCAUGGAUGAGAGCCUUCUGGAAAACCACAAGAUAAACUGUGCUGGUGUUAUUGGACGCCGUACAAAUAUAGACGGAGAAUUCCACAUGACUACGCCUAUGAUGACAUCAAAUUCAAUAUUUGGAGCUUGGAGCAGUGGUUCUGCAGAUGCUCCAGAUAAAAAUGUGUGGAGUGAUUGGGCUUAAUACUUUGAAAAUAAGUAGACCAUGUAAUCAAAAUCAAGUUUACCACCUCUACCAGCAUCCACGAUGGGACAUGUUCAUUUAUCCUUUGCUUAUACCAGGCACAAGACCAAGAAUGCAUUUAUAUGUCAUGGAUCUCCUCACCAUGGUGCUUUCGGCAGGAUACAAAGUUAACCAACCAUGGUGAUCCUCCCACCAUGGUGCACCUAAAGCAUUGCACACAUUUAAGUUUAACUUUUCAUAUUUGGUCCACAUUGGUAUUUUACACCAUGAAACCAUGGCGGUAUGUUUUGAUUACUCCAAAAUCGGUAUGUUUUGUAUACGGCGGUAUGUUUGAUUACUCCAAAAUCUCUGCUACCAGUCGACAAUGUUUAAUACAAUAAACCGUGGUGGUAUUUUCGUAUACUGCGUUGCAGACCAUUGAGUUAAAAUAACUAAUUUUGUUUAACCAUAACUAUUACCUUAACCAUAAUUAUCUUCCCCUUUGGUGUCAUGCCGGAAACCCAAGUUUAAAACAGUAAUACUGUACUUGGAACCCCCCCCCCCCAAGUUUCCUCAACUAAAAUUCCUGCUAUUCUGAUUACAUUAUGGCUGAAUUAAUCAUGGUAAUGAUAAACAAUUUUGAUCGUGUGGCAAACCCCAUUUCUUUAAAUAAAACUUUAUCCCCAUAGUAACCGCCAUGUGAUUGAAAUCGCUGAUCAAUCACAGAGGCUCUUAGUUGUUUAGUCUUGAGAAGCUGUUAAAUUCCUAUGAAAAAAAGAUACAUAAGUGGAGCACAUUUGGAUUUUGAUAUUCUAAAAACCAUGAUAAUAUGAAUUGUUCCUUAUAAAAUAGUUGGUAAUUACUAGUGAGUUGUGCAUGAGUUGAAUUUUUGUUUUACCUCCUUGCAAAAAAAGGGUUCCACAGUAUCAAAUUAUGAGAUACAAUGUCUUAUUGUGGACUGAAAAGGCAAUUUCUUUUUUAGUGUCUAUCGGAAGUUAUUCUCAAAAAAAAAAUAUGCAUACGGUUGUACUGUACAUUGUUGCGUUUAUGAUGCUAUUGUGGUAGGCGGAGAAUUGUGCAUUUAUUGCAGAAAGAAAAACAACCAUGUAUAUGUAUAUGGUGCACAAACUCGUUUUCGUGUUAUUAAUCUAAAGUAUCUUAAAUUGAAUUUGGUGUACAACAGUAUAUGUUUACAUCGGAAAAGCUGCAAUUGAUCCAUUGUUUGGUUUUUGUUUUUUUUGUUUUUUUUUUUUUUCCUUUUUUGAUUCAAAUUACCCAAGCUAUAUAUCAAAGUUAUCUUGCUUGAGAAAUUCUUUUUCGAAAGAAAUUGUUUCUGUGCAAAGUUGGGAGGAAAGAAAAUGUAGAUUUAUUAAGAGAUUGUGACCGACGAUAUUGGUCAAAGAGAAAAAAAAAAUAAGAAAUUGAACUCCUUAUUCCUUUCCCCUUUACUUUUCCUUUUAUACCAGUAAAGUAUGGGCCUGGAUUUAGUAGUGGAGAUCUAUGUAUGAGGCAUCUUAGAAUUAUCAUCUAUGUUCCAUUAUAAUGGGUGUAUUUGUUAGGCUUUAUCAUUAUUAAACUCAAGUUAUGCCACAGA